CCGGCGGCGUCGGUCUUAUAAAGCACACAUUAUGUCCAUCACAUCACUCAUCUUCAUUUAUUAUCUAUAUGCCUGUUGAGUAGAAGAUUUUAACUGUUAAUAGCGUUAUAUUGUAGUUUUAAUAUUGUCCAACCACGUGUAUAGGCAGCGUAGAGAUGUGUGUGGUAUGGUGAGUGUUGGUGUGAGAGGCAGUGUUGUGGAGGAGAGUGGAGGGAGCACACGCCGCCGAGGACGCCUCCACCACACACACACACACCACACACCUGCACCUCAACACUGGCCUAGCACCUGAGCACUCACCACACAAGGUGCCCCCAGAGUGACAGUUAACCAGAAGCGUGUGAGAGCCGUGCGGGGAGGCGUGUGUGGAGGAAGAUGACCUCGGGUCGUGCCAGGGUUCAGGUGCUCAACCUGCCUGACGAAGAGAGUGAUGAGCUCAGGAUAACACCAUUAGGUUCUGGACAAGAAGUUGGACGAUCAUGUCAUUUUUUAGAAUUCAAAGGAAAAAAAGUCUUGCUGGACUUUGGCAUCCAUCCUGCGCUGACCGGAAUGAGCGCUUUGCCAUUUGUCGACCACAUUGAUCCCGAAAGAGUUGACCUGAUGCUGGUCUCUCAUUUCCAUCUGGAUCAUGCGGGGGGCUUGCCGUGGUUUUUGAUGCGCACACGUUUCAAAGGACGUUGCUUCAUGACUCAUCCAACAAAAGCCAUUUACAAGUGGUUACUUUCAGAUUAUAUUAAAGUCAGCAACAUUGCCACAGAGCACAUGUUGUAUUCAGAGAGUGAUCUUGAAGCUUCUCUAAACAAGAUUAAUGUGAUCAACUUUCAUGAAGAAAAGGAAGUUCACGGCAUCAAGUUCUGGUGCUACCAUGCUGGACACGUCCUCGGCGCUGCAAUGUUCAUGAUCCAGAUUGCUGGUGUGAAGAUACUGUACACUGGAGAUUUUUCAAGGCAAGAGGAUCGUCACUUAAUGAUGGCAGAAAUACCACAGAUUCGACCAGAUGUUUUGAUGAUCGAGUCAACGUAUGGAGUGAGCAUUCAUGAGCCUCGAGAAAGCAGAGAAUCCCGUUUCACCACAACUGUCCAUACUAUUGUUAGUCGUGGUGGUCGCUGCUUAAUACCCGUCUUUGCUCUUGGACGAGCACAGGAACUUCUCCUCAUUUUAGACGAGUACUGGCAACAGCACCCUGAGCUGCACGAGGUUCCCAUCUACUAUGCCUCGGCACUGGCCAAGAAGUGCAUGAGCGUUUACCAGACGUAUACACAUGCUAUGAAUGAAAGAAUUCAGCGACAAAUUUCGAUUAGUAACCCCUUUCAGUUUAAGCAUAUUUCAAACCUAAAGGGCAUGGACCAGUUUGAGGACAUAGGCCCGUGUGUUAUUAUGGCUUCUCCGGGUAUGAUGCAGAGUGGACUCUCUCGGGAACUGUUUGAAAUGUGGUGUCCCGACCCUAAGAAUGGAGUGAUAAUUGCUGGUUAUUGCGUGGAGGGUACUUUGGCCAAAGAGAUUUUAAAGGAGCCUGAAGAGGUGACGACUAUGUCUGGCCAGAGACUUCCAAUGAAGUGUUCAGUGGAAUACAUCUCCUUCUCUGCUCACACAGAUUUUGAACAGACCUCACACUUCAUACGGACUAUUCGACCUCCGAAUGUGGUUUUGGUGCACGGAGAAAUGACAGAAAUGUCUCGGCUGAAAGCUGCCUUGGAGCGAGAAUAUGAAGGUAGUACAGAAAGUCCUGUUAAGGUGUUCAAUCCAAAGAAUCUGGAUGCUGUCACUUUCCACUUUAGGGGAGAGAAGAUGGCCAAGGUGAUGGGCGAGCUGGCUGUUUACAAGCCCAAGGAGAAUGGAAUCGUCUCUGGUGUUUUGGUCAAACGUAACUUCAACUGUCAUAUCAUUUCUCCAAAAGAAUUAGGCAAAUACAGUGAGCUGUCAGUGUCUACUAUCAGCCAAAGAACCAGCAUCCAUUACACUGGGUCUUGGCAGCUGCUCCAUUACCUCUUGGCCUCCAUGUAUGGCAGCGUCGAGGUCAUCCUCUCUGAUAGUUCAGAAAGUAGGACACUCCGAGUAUUUGAUACAAUUACUUUAGUGGAAGAGCCACCAGUUGUGGUGUUAGAGGUAAGUUAUGCUUUAUAUUGUACUUUAUUUUAUUCUUUUAGGUUUAUUCAAUUUCACUUUACUUUUAUACAGGAGUGUUUGAUAGAGCUGUUCCAAGAGAUGUUUGGGGAAGACUCUGUACCCAAGUUGUUCAAGGGUGAGAAGCUGUAUGUGACUGUCAACAAUAUGAAAGCCAACAUUGAUCUCGCCUCUUUGGAGGUGAUAUGUGAAAAUGAGAAACUUCAAAGGAUUGUUCAGACGGCAGUAACCAAGCUGUACGAGUCCCUGGCACCAGUGACUGUGGGUGUAAAGUAGAGGGAAACGUGUGAAUAAAGGGCAACAAUUAUAUUUAUAAUGUAAUACACCUUGUCCUGUAGUUGGUAUUAGAUCUUUUUAGAUAUUAUAUGUUAAACAAUUAUCUUUUAUAUUCACUCUGUUAUAAAUUAAUAAUAUUUAUGCUACAUUUAUAUUAAAUUGUGUAGACGAGUUAUUAAUAAAAAUGGGUGAAUGUU
This is a messenger RNA of Procambarus clarkii (red swamp crayfish), 2597 nucleotides long. Lineage: Eukaryota; Metazoa; Arthropoda; Malacostraca; Decapoda; Cambaridae. The record is from RefSeq and is a predicted model, not a curated record.